Molecule: messenger RNA, 3502 nt
Organism: Callorhinus ursinus (northern fur seal)
Lineage: Eukaryota; Metazoa; Chordata; Mammalia; Carnivora; Otariidae
Gene: PLEKHF2
Product: pleckstrin homology and FYVE domain containing 2
Biological process (GO): endosome to lysosome transport; endosome organization
Cellular component (GO): early endosome
Molecular function (GO): phosphatidylinositol binding; metal ion binding
Source: RefSeq, a predicted model, not a curated record
UAUAUGUUUAUACCUUUCAUUGAGUCUACAGAUGAAUAUGUUUUACUAUAUUUUGUGUCUAUGAAAUAGGGAUGUCAUAUAAUCAGGGGUAUGCCAUGAUGUAUUUGGCAGCAUUUUCCAUUUUCAGUGGCACAUAAAAUGAAGAUGUGUCUUAAAAUCUGUAGCAUCUUAAAUUUGAUGAAACGCAGUAUAUAUUUGAAACAAAUGAGAUCGUGUUCAGCUGUUUCCCCACCUAAAUAUCUUGAACAUUUUCCAAUAUCACUGUGUUUUAGAUCUAUCACAUUAUUAACAGAUAUCUAGUAUAUUAUUAUGGGUGUAUCAUAAAUUGUUCAACCAGUUCCUCUUGGUGGACAUUUGGAGCUUUUCCAGUUUUGUGUGUGUGUUACGAACAGUGCUGUGUUGGAUAUCCUUGCACAUAUCUUUAUGUGCUCAGGAAUUUCUUUUGAUAAAAUCCCUAGAUCAGUGAAUACACAUAUUUUCUAUAGUGUAUGAGGGUGCCUGUUUCCCUAUAUCCCUCAGUAGUACUGCAUCUUAGGAAAUUUUUUAAAUUUUUAUUAAUCUGAAAGUGAAAAAAUACCCUUAGUGUUGUAUCAUCAUUUCUUUAAUUAUGCAUGAGAUUGAGCCUCUUUUCGUGUUUAUGAGCUGUUUUUAUUUCCUCUUCUGUGAUGCGCUGUGAAUAGGACAAUAAACCUUUAAUUGGCUGGCACAUUUGCUGUUAUUAGAAAAGAAGUCAUCACAGUUUGGAGCCAUGCAUUAUAUAAUUUCUUGGGAACAACUUUCAGGGCAGAGCCUACCCUUGUGGAGAGCAAGAGGGCUUCAUAAGGACCCAAGACUGGAGGAGACAAAAUUCAGGAAUAAUCAGAACCUUUACAGUGGAGGCCAAGAAGGGGCUACUAGCAAAAGAUGGUGGAUCGCUUGGCAAACAGUGAAGCAAAUACUAGACGUAUAAAUAUAGUAGAAAAUUGUUUUGGAGCAGCUGGUCAACCCUUAACUAUACCUGGAAGGGUUCUUAUUGGAGAAGGAGUAUUGACUAAGUUGUGCAGAAAGAAGCCCAAAGCAAGGCAGUUUUUCUUAUUUAAUGAUAUUCUUGUGUAUGGCAAUAUUGUCAUCCAGAAGAAAAAAUACAACAAACAGCAUAUCAUUCCCCUGGAAAAUGUGACUAUUGAUUCCAUCAAAGACGAGGGAGACUUGAGAAAUGGAUGGCUUAUCAAGACACCAACUAAAUCAUUUGCAGUUUAUGCUGCCACUGCCACUGAGAAAUCUGAAUGGAUGAAUCACAUAAAUAAAUGUGUUACUGAUUUACUCUCCAAAAGUGGGAAGACACCCAGUAAUGAACAUGCUGCUGUCUGGGUUCCUGACUCUGAGGCAACUGUAUGUAUGCGUUGCCAGAAAGCAAAAUUCACACCUGUUAAUCGUCGUCACCAUUGCCGCAAAUGUGGUUUUGUUGUCUGUGGGCCCUGCUCUGAAAAGAGAUUUCUUCUUCCAAGCCAGUCCUCUAAGCCUGUGCGGAUUUGUGACUUCUGCUAUGACCUGCUUUCUACAGGGGACCUGGCCACGUGCCAGCCUGCUAGAUCGGACUCUUACAGUCAGUCAUUGAAGUCUCCUUUAAAUGAUGUAUCUGAUGAUGAUGAUGAUGAUGAUAGCAGUGACUAAGGACAUGUUUUGAAAUAUUUAAUUGGGUGUGACUACCUGAGAAAUCAGCUCUGGGGGGAAUGUAAAAUUCUGAGCUUUCUCUCAGUUUUGCUCUAGCCGUGAAUUUGCCUGAGAAACUUUUAACCUAUGUGCCUCAAUAUAUCCUAUAGAAAAUAGGUCCUGUCAUUGUGUCCUCACCCCCACCCCCGCCCAACUGCCCGCUCUUCUACAGGGAUAGAUUAUUGGCAAGUAUAUCAGAUAAAUGUUGGUUUCUUAUUCUUGUUUAAUUUUAGAUUAUUUUGUUGGAAGGUUGGGAAAAGAUGUUUAUUUAACAGAUCAUGUACUACAUUGUUGUUUACUAUAUGUUCUGUUAUAUGGAAAAACUAAAAGCAAAAAAUGGGAAAAGGAAUAUAAUGCGGUUAGCUAGUAUUAUUACCUUUUUCCUAACCAUCCUAUCUGAUAGUUAAGACACCAGUAACAAAACAUGAUUUGAAAAUAUUUUGUUUGGCUGUUUCAUAUACCAAGUGGUGCCUUAUCAUAGUAGCACUGUUACGUGAAAUUAGCCCCUACCUUCUCACUUUUAGUUUGUUUUGAAAAUACACUGGUGCUCUAUGAGGUGAUAAAAUGAGCAUUUAUGAAUGGGUGUAAUUUAAAAAUACUUCUCAUCUUCCAGCUACAAAUAACUAAAUUUAGAGCUUCUUCAUUCUAUAGGGAUAAAUAUUUUUCCAUAAAAUAGUUGUGAUUAUAUUUUUAUGUUUUAUAGGUACCAAAUUAUAAUUGUUAAAUAUAUAUUUUAAAUCUGUUAGAUAGGUUUUCAUUCUUAAGAAUUUGGUUUGAAAUUUAUCAGAUACAGAAUUGUCACAUUUCAUUAGUUUCUAUUUUAGUAAAAUGUGUUUGUACGUAUAAAUUCAUCUGCUUUAACAUUACUUCUAGAAUGAAAAAUCUUAUAAAACCUUUGAAAUUAAAGAAACUUUUAAAAAAAAAAUCCCAUGAUAGAGCACAGAUCUACUUAGGCUGAAGACUUGGAAGAAAUAAUGUGUAAGAAUGGUCAAGACCAGUUAAGUUUGACUAGACUUUAUAUUGGUGGAAGUAUUGUCUAUUUCAGUGUGAAACUAUCUUGAAUUUGCAAAUAUAGUGUUAUAUUUUAUGAAGUUUUGUAAAGUCCCAAACAAUAUUUCUAUUUUUGUAAAACAAUUGUAUGUUUAAUCUGUUUCUGAAAUCCUUUUGCAAUCUGUAGAAAUAGAGUAGCAAUUGAUCUUUCUAAAUUGUGAACUUUAUUGAGUCAGUGAUUGCUUUUGAGAAUUGGUAAUUUUUCACUCUUUGCUUUUGAGGCAGCCAUUUAGGUUGAAAGUGUAUUUAUCAUAUAAAACUUGAUGCAUUUUGCACUAUUCUCUCCAUUUGUAUGCUGCAAAUAACUACAGUCUUUCAAAUAUGAAAAAAUCAGCCUAAAGUUUGUUAUAAAUUCCAAACUUUUUUGUUUUUAAACAUUUAAAUCUGGAUAUAUUGCGAAUGUCAUGAGUUUUGAUUCAGUAAUGUGAUGGAGAAUUUUGGGGUUUGCUUACGGCACUAAUUUUACUGUUAAAUUGUGAAGGUAGAUAUAUAGAUUUCCCUGUAGGAAAUGUGAAACAAAGACACAACAGUUUUUUUGUUUGUCUUAAUAUCAGAUGGACAUUUAUUUCCAAGCAAUAUAUACAUAUAAUUAAUCAACAUAUCUCAAAAUGACCAUGAAACCUGAGAAGUGCUAAUGGAGACUUGCUGGUACAUAGGAACCUAGCAAAUUCAAGAACCAAGGGAAAUGUUCUGGGAUGACAUUUGCAUUGUCAACGUCUGUUGACUCUGUUUUUACAAUAAAAAAUAUUUUACAACUUAA